GCUGAGGAGGAGGCCGAGGAGGAGGCCGAGGAGGAGGCCGAGGAGGCUGCCAGCAGCGAGGGCGCGCCCUCUGCCAACAGCUCGGGUGCCGAGUGGGAGCGCGUCAGCAACAACGCCUAAGUUUGCGCGCUUGGCGUGAGCGAGGCGGAGGAAGAGGAGGCGUAGCGAAACGUAGCCCACAGCUACGUCGGAGGAAAGGUGACGAAGCGUCUGCCCACGGCUUUCGCUGUCGUUGCUCUCGAGUUGCGAGGGGCGUUGUUGUCGCCGCGCGCGCUCUGUUGCAUCCAUUGCCGUGUACAUGGCAAGCGGGUGGAGCUAGACCUAGUAUCACACUGCUCAUAUGUAUCCGCUGUCUGCAGAGGGCGACCUGGCCCUCGGCCUCCUCUGUCUCAAGGUGACAAUCCCGCGCGACCUCGACCCAAGGCAGCAGCAAUCCCGCUGGGGCCUGUUUGGUGGUGAUCACCGACCACCAAAGCUCAGAUCCAUCCCCGCGCUCUACUCGCUCUCGGGGGUGCCGACGCUGCUCGGCUCGCCCAGACCCCCGCAGCGCCUCGCCGCCGCCGUCGCCCUGCUCAACCUCAAGCCGUCGGCAUAUCCGCCGAUCGCGCUCGGCCCGACCAGCCAGCGCCCCGUCGUCGACGUGUCGGCCACCACGGGCCAGGUGUACGUCGUGUUAGAGGAGAGCAACAGCCCGCCCCGCCGCUCUGCUCCUCCCGCCGGCACGCCUGGGAGCCCCGCGACGACCGCCGCCCGCAGCGAGUGGCUCAUCAUCAUGGAGGUCGAGCUGCCAAUUCAAGUGGUCAAGCACCCGAGCGGCACCGACGAGGCGUUCCAGGUGUCGUUAUCACUUCCCCGCUGCCUGGACAACACGAUCUCGUUCCAGGUCGUGCCCCGCGACCCUCUCUCGGACAGGGUGGAGAUCGCAUCUGUUCCGCCGGUUAUCUCGAGCCAAGCGUCGACCGUCAAGCGUGGCUAUAGGAGGUCGUCUGUCCAGUCUGGGAUCGAGGACGGCUGGGAAGACGGCGAGGUGCCUGGAGUCUUGGACGCUUUGAGUGACGACUCGGAGUCUGACUACGAGGCCAAGGGCAACCAGUUUGACGGGCGCUUCCAGAGCACGGACUUGCUGCAACUCGAAUGGCGCUUCCUUCCUUCUGUCGGCUCGCCACCAAAUCUCCGCAUCGUGCCGCAGUGGGACAGCCACCGGCCGCUGAUUUCAAUGGCGUUCCGCGCAACGCUCCCUGCCACGCCGGGGCCUGUGGUUCUUGAGUCGGUACUGCCGCCUGGAUGGGGCUGGAGCGAGCUCGAGAUCACCGGCGAGGGGCUGCUCUCGUGGCGGUCGACUGACGGCGAGGGCUGGAUCGUGUUAGAGUCAGGGAGCACUGUCGACCCAGACGAGUCGACCGCGACCAUCGACGCCCAGCAGCGGACCCCACUGAGACAGACGGGGUUACCUCCUGGUCUCGACUCUGCCGACUUCAGCUUCGAACUUAACAGUUUUGACUCGCCAUCGCCACGAAAGCCUGUUACACCAGGGCGCCGCCGGCCACCCUCGUCGGAGCGCGCAGCUCCAGAGCUUCAUCGGGUUGUACCGCGCUCGCCGACACCCGCAUCCGUGUUCCAGCUGGAGUUUAUGGCCCCAGAAGACGAUGGCGACGAGCGCACAAUCGACUUUGAGGGCUCGAUUGCCCCUCUCAAUCUGACGCUCGUGUCCCCAGGUGCGCAGGUGCAGAUCCCAUUUGUGCGCUUUGACGAUCUAUCGUUCCCGACAAAGUGUACCGUAACUUGCCCUCAAGCUUCCUUCGUCACCAACGACGCCAAGCCCGAUCAACACACCUCCUCGGCGUCAUCCGAAACCACACAGACUUGCGACGCGACCCUGCCGUCGAUCGGUGUCUUCAACUGGACCCAGGACGGCCAGCCCCUUCCAGUUCCCUCACCUGUGACAAUCCCCGGGCCUGUGCAGGUCACCAUCCAGCGCAAUGUCUGGGCGGUGCAAACGGUGUCGUCGACCUUUGCUUGGCCGGCGAACGUAGCAGAGGUCGGCGCAAGAUUCCCAGGCUCGUCGGUUCGUGUCGUCCGUGCAACCAGCAACGACACACACCUGCCAAGAGCAGUGCUGCCUCUCCCCAACGACCUGGGCACAGAAGUGCGCGUCGGAAGAGGCCGCGGCAGUGUCGAGCUCGUAGUUGAAGUCGUGAGCGGCGACGCCGUGGCCGUGCCAUCCUUUAGCCACGGCAAGGGCGACUUGCUUGUUGAGCUCGUGGGAAGCGAGUGGGAUAACCUGCUGAGCUCUGUCGCGGCGACGAAUCUGGAGAAGGUAUCUGACCGCGCGUACCGCGGCAGCCUUGAGGUGCCCGGAUCGAUCCAGCUGGUCAAACCAUCACCAACAGAGCCCAUGCCCAGCGCGCCGUCGACGACGACGACGACAACGACGGCGACUACAACUUGGCGUAGUAGAAUCGUGUCUUGGAGCAUGCUCUUCAAGCUCAUCAUCUUCUUCUUCAUGAUAUCUACGGCCAUGGAGGUCCAACGCUUGCGCGCCGAUCUGGCUUUCUUCGCAGACGAGGCGCGCGACCUGCGUUUGUAUGGCUUCCCUCGUGCCGCCGACGCCGACACCGACAACCCCACGGGUACCUUCCGGGAUAUCUGGGAGGAGCCUGGAGGAGUCCCCGAGCCGCCAAUCUGGGACAAGGUGCUAAUCCCUGUCCGCCCCGACCCACCUAUAGGCACGGCUAAUGUCGAGUCACCAGCAGCCAGUCCUUCUCCUGCGCAACCUUCCCCAGUAUUGCAGGAAUCGUCUACUACCAUUGUACCGCCUGCGACAGCGUCGCCGUACCCCAUGGCGCGUGUGGUCAAGGCUACUUGGGGCGCGUGGUCGAAGCAUCCUGCGUGA
Molecule: messenger RNA, 2893 nt
Organism: Vanrija pseudolonga
Lineage: Eukaryota; Fungi; Basidiomycota; Tremellomycetes; Trichosporonales; Trichosporonaceae
Gene: TOM20
Exons: 6
Coding region: 341-2893 (850 amino acids)
Biological process (GO): protein import into mitochondrial matrix; protein targeting; intracellular protein transport
Cellular component (GO): mitochondrial outer membrane translocase complex; mitochondrial outer membrane
Molecular function (GO): transmembrane protein transporter activity
Source: RefSeq, a predicted model, not a curated record